Trypanosoma grayi is the source of this 243-nucleotide messenger RNA. RefSeq lists its product as hypothetical. The record is from RefSeq and is a predicted model, not a curated record. The transcript has a single exon. The coding region runs from base 1 to 243 and encodes 80 amino acids. NCBI's taxonomy places the organism in Eukaryota, Euglenozoa, Kinetoplastea, Trypanosomatida, Trypanosomatidae.
AUGAUCAUUCUUGAGGCGCUUGUUCACCUCCCGCAGCGCCAGCUCGUGCUCUUGACGCAACAUCUGCAUCGCAGCCGCAUGCGCGCGCUGCUGCGCCACCUCCUCGGAGCUCUGGCGCCCCGCCAACUUCUGCAUCUCGUCACGCAGCCGUGCCGCCUGCUGCUGCAUCGCCUCGCGGUGGGCAGCGGCGUCCUCCUCACGUUGCUGCCGCAGAGCGGCGCUCUGUUGCUGCGCGUCAUGUAG